Messenger RNA from Paramecium sonneborni, 1223 nucleotides. Lineage: Eukaryota; Ciliophora; Oligohymenophorea; Peniculida; Parameciidae. The record is from the annotation of a GenBank genome assembly.
AUGAUUUCAAGGCUAGAUUUCAUCAUAGCUUAAGAAGUUAAGGAUGAAUAUCUUUGUAAUAUAUGUUAUUAGCUUGCAAUUAAUCCUGUUGAAUGUUAAAAAUGUGAAACUUUGUUUUGUAAUUCCUGCUCUUUAGAUUGGAAAGCAAAAUAAAAUAUGUAUUAUCUAUAAUUAAUAUUAUAUUAGGUGUCCUAAUAAGUGUUAAGAACCUUACUAAUUAAAAUAAGCACAUAGAAUGAUUAGAUCAGAAAUUUUAAAAGUAAAAUGCUAUUGUAAAUUCUCUAAAUUUGGUUGCCAAGAAUAAUUAAUUUUAGAUUAGCUUUAGUAACAUUUAUCUCAAUGCAAAUUUAUACCUGUCAAAUGUUGUCAAUAAUGUGAAUGGGAAGGAUAAGCUGAUGAGCUUAAUGAUCAUGUAUCAAAAUUUUUAAAUUUUAGCAAGAGAAAUGCGAUUUUAUUACGCAUAUAAUAUGUAAAUAGUGUAAACAAAAAGUAUUAAAACAAUAAAAAGAUAUUCAUAAUUGUUUUGAAACCCUUAUCAAUUUAGUUACAACUUUAUAAUUGGAUAUUAAUGAAGUGAAAUAGUCAUCAUAAAUAAAAAUAAAUGAACUUGAAAAAAAGUUAGAAGAAUAAUCUCAUAUAUAUAACUCUAUUAUUAAAUAAUCAUAAAUUGUUUUAGAAAGCUAAUAAUAAUAGAUCAAUAAUUUAUCAGUGAUUAAACCAUAGGAAUCAUCUUAAUCAAUCAUUAUUAAUUAAAAACCACCUAUAAAAUAAAAUUUGCAACCAAAACCGAUACCCAUUUUUAGAACUUGUGGAAAAUUAGGUGAAGUCAGUAAAGAUAAAAUUUGUAGACAAAAACAUCUAUUAAGAUUUUGGGUAACUCCAGGUAUUGAGGCUAGCAAAUAAACUUGCAGUAAUUGUUAAAAAAAUCAAAUUUGCCGAUAUGUAUGCGAAACUUGUUCAGAUUAUUAUUGUUUAAUUUGUGCACCCCCAGAAAAUAUGUGUAAAGGUAAAAGUUAUCCAUCAUUUUGUCCAUCUGGUCAUAAAAUGGAAACCAGAAAAACUACCGCUUAUGUUUGUGAUGUAUGUGGAUAACAUGGAUCAGAAAUGUCAUACAGUAAAACUUUAUGUUGUAAGGAUUGUGAUUUUGACAUUUGCUAAAACUGUUAAGAAUAGAUGAUUAAAAAUAGAGAUUGUGUCAUUUUUUGAAAAAAUGAAUAUUAAAU